CUGUUUGUGAAAUGUGUAAUUUGUUUGUGUGUUGACCUCACAGGAAGUUCCCCUUGAACUGUACUUGGAAGUUUCACUGAAUAAAUUAUUCUUGGACUUUUGAAUUAUUAAUCUUGUCUGCAUGAUAUGCAAAUUAGACGUCACUAUGUCAGUGGCACAGCACUGGGUUGGAAGCUGUAUCAAGUUCCUGGCAAAGAAUUUCUGUCAAGGGAUCAGGGCCUUCCAACGGAAUGUGUGUAGCUCGAAGGAGAAGAUUUCUGCAUGGUUUCCUCAUGGCCCCUGACUUGCCCAAGUGGGAGUUACUGGGAACUUGGCAGAUGGAGUUACGCAUGUCUUCAUGGCUCUCUUUUCCUGCUGUGGCAGUCAAAACUUCCAACUUCACAGAAGUUGGAAGCUACUGACAUAAGUCAGAACGUUUAAGAACUGGCAUCACCAGAAAAAUAAGAGUGAGGACUAGAAAAAGAGGAAAUUCAAAAUGAAACAAGCGUGGAACACAACUUGCCCAAAUUGGCUGGUGGCAGAGGCUGUCCUGGAAAAGUAUUAUCUUUCCAUUUUUUAUGGGAUCGAGUUUGUUGUGGGAGUCCUUGGGAAUUGCAUUGUUGUUUUUGGCUACCUCUUCUGUCUGAAGAACUGGAAAUGCAGUAACAUUUAUCUCUUCAACCUCUCUAUCUCGGACUUGGCUUUUUUGUGCACGCUUCCUAUGCUGAUUAGAAGGUAUUCCAGUGGAAAGUGGAUAUAUGGGGACCUGUUGUGUAUAAGCAACCGAUAUGUGCUUCAUGCCAAUCUCUACACCAGCAUUCUUUUUCUCACUUUUAUCAGCAUUGAUCGAUACCUGCUCAUGAAGUAUCCUUUCCGGGAACACUUUCUACAAAAGAAGGAGUUCGCUGUUUUAAUCUCUUUGGCUAUUUGGGUUUUAGUAACCUUAGAGCUACUGCCCAUACUUCCCCUUAUAAAUCCUAAUAUAGCUGCCAAUGGCACCUACUGUACUGAUUAUGCAAGUUCUGGGGACCCCCAAAACAGCCUCAUCUAUAGCCUGUUCCUAACCUUUUUGGGAUUCCUCAUUCCUCUUUUGGUGAUGUGUUUCUUUUAUUUCAAGAUUGCUCUUUUCCUAAAGAAGAGGAGCAGGCAGCUUGCCACUGCUUUGCCCCUUGAAAAGCCUCUCACCUUAGUCAUCAUGGCAGUUGUGAUCUUCUCCGUGCUUUUUACUCCCUACCAUAUCCUGCGGAACGUGAGGAUUGCUUCGCGCCUGGAGAAGUGGAAGGAGUACCGGUGCACUCGGGUCGCCAUCAACUCCUUCUACAUUGUGACUCGGCCCUUGGCCUUUCUGAACAGUACCAUCAACCCUGUCUUCUAUUUCCUUAUGGGAGAUCACUUCAGAGAGAUGUUGAUGAGUAAACUGAGGAACCAGUUCAAAUCCCUUACAUCCAUUAGAAGGUGAGGUCCUGGACUGAUGUUUCCAUGCAGCGAAAAAUGAGAUGCUUGUGUAACAGAUUAUUUUAUAUGUGCAGCAGCAAGCCAAUUCCAGUUUGAUUUGACUCACGGAUAUAAAUUGGAGAGGGACAGACCCAACACUGUUUUAAAGACACACUGCAUCUGGAAUAUGUGAAAAGGAGAAAAUUGGAAGUAUUUAUUGGUUUCUUCACCCAAGAACUGAAAGGAGCUGGACUGGCAUUGUCUAAUGUUUGAGCACGGAAGUCCAAAAUCUUAGGUGUUACAAGACUUUCUCAAUCAGUGUAAAAGGAAUAACAGAUAAAGCUUCAAAUAGCCUGUAUUUAAUCACUGGUCAGAUUGUAAAAAAAAAAAAAAAAAAAUGUGUUGGCAACAUUCUUUAGGUUAUUCUUAUUUGUUUGGUCUUACAACUUAAUGUGAAAACUGAGUAACAGAUUAGGCAUACACUCUUAAAGACUGUUUUUUAGGAAUUGUGCUCUUGAACAAAAUUUAAAGUAAACCAUAGCAACAAGCAAGAAAGCAAGGUGUUGAGUUCAAUGAUGCCUAUAUGACAUUUAUUUAUAUUGACAUGAAUAGGGGUCAAGUUGUAACUAUAAGUCCUAUUUUGUUGUAUGGUUUUUAGAACAAUGAAUUGUAUUAAAUGGAACCUAAGGAGACAGUUCAACAAAGAGAGAGACAGGUUUGAGCUUAUCUCUCAGGGAAUUUAGGUGUAGAUGAUUGCUAGAAGAGAGACCACCACGGAGAGUUAGAAAAAUCUGAGUUAUAGAACACAAAGUGCCUAUCAGAAAACCCAAGGUAAGACAAAGCAAACAAACAAAACAAAACAAAACAAAAACAAAGGUGAAUGCUUUUGGACAACUUUGUCUCCAAAGAUAGUGACUUUUAUCUGGUGUGAGCCUUGUUUUCACAGAACAUUACAUAAGGCCAUUGAAGGAAGUAUUCUAAACAAAAUGCACUUUAUGAAAUUGUAGAAUAUAUGGAAUAUUUAUGUGCUUAUCAAUAUAGAUUAACCAGAUACCACUCCGUGCCACAAAAUAAAUUUGUAGGAAAAAAAUACAUGGAUGCUACCUUAGCUUUUUAAAGUCAAAUAAAUGCCACAUAAUAGUUCACUUAUAAGCAACAAAAUGUGUCAAAAGCCAUAUAACUAUGCUCUUUUUCUUAUAGUCUUUAGCUAUAAUAUGAAGGAUACUGUAAGCAUUAUGAGUACAAAGAAAAUUCUAUUGUCCUUCCUGUUCUGAGAUACUUUGGUGCUGUUAUAUCUGACAUUACAAAAACCCAAAAUACCCCCAGUUAGUGCUUCCAUAUUUGAAGCUACUGAGAUAUUAGAAAAACAUAUUACUCGGGGUGCCUGGGUGGCUCAGUGGGUUAAAGCCUUUGGCUCUGGUCGUGAUCCCAGGGUCCUGGGGUCGA
Mustela erminea (ermine) is the source of this 2859-nucleotide messenger RNA. RefSeq names its product succinate receptor 1 (gene SUCNR1). Gene Ontology annotation, biological process: G protein-coupled receptor signaling pathway. Gene Ontology annotation, molecular function: G protein-coupled receptor activity. The transcript is spliced from 3 exons. The coding region runs from base 476 to 1438 and encodes 320 amino acids. Gene Ontology annotation, cellular component: plasma membrane. Lineage: Eukaryota; Metazoa; Chordata; Mammalia; Carnivora; Mustelidae. The record is from RefSeq and is a predicted model, not a curated record.